AGCUAAGUGAUGCAAGGCUCACCGAACGAUUUGCUUUUAUCAAUCCAGCUUUAGUCUCUAAAGCUGGAAUGGGUGAGACAACAAAGGAAAAUAGGUCAAGGUUGAUUGCAAAUCGUUUAAUGCAUGCAAAGCGUGCUGACUACAUUUUGAUUCCAUAUAACCUUGAUUUCCACUGGGUCUUGGUGGCAUUGGAUAUGAGGACAAUGACUGCGUACUACCUUGAUCCGAUGCAAAAGCAACCAUGUGAUGAUCUUAAGGAAAUUGUUAACAUGGCACUACGAAUUCAUCCACCAGAGAAACAAAGAUCAUCAAAGAGAGAGCCAACACGGGUAAAAGUAGUGAUGCCCUCAUUUCAGUCCAGUAAGAGUUGUAGAUCACAUUUUGACAAUUCUCAUAAGUUCUCAUCUCAUGAGAUAAGUAAUUUUUUCCUCCAUAGUGAUAGAAUAUAAUAGUUUUAUACAUAAACUAUUUCAAUAUAACAAAUCAAAUUAUUACAUCAUCACCAAUGUUGUUACAUGGAGAAGUUAUUUUUGUUAUUGUUGUAUGGAGAAGAAGCAUAUAAUUUGUGAACUCAAUAAAUCAAAUUAUUAUAUCAUGAUCAUCAAUGUUGUCAUUAUUAUUGUUGUUGUUGCAUAGAGAAGUUGUUAUUGUUAUAUGUUUGGACUAAACAAAUCAAAUUAUUACUAAUAUAAUUAUCACCAUCGAUCAUCAAUGUUAUUGUUAUUGUUAUUGUUGUUGUUGUUGUUACAUGGAGAAAUUGUUAUUGUUGUAUGGAGAAAUUGUUAUUGUUGUAUGGAGAAGUUAUUGUUGUUGGAAAGGUUGUUGUUGCAUCAACAGGUUGUUGUUGGAUGGAGGGAUGGUAGAGAGCUUUUUUUUUUUGUGUAGGGUUAAUUAUUAUAUUUGGGUUAUAAUUUUGGAAUUGAAAAUAAAGGCAAGUUUUAGAAUGGUUGUUAUUAUGACAUUUAACCAAUGAUUUGUAGGUUUCUAUUGCCUUGGUUAUGCUCUUUUAAUUUUUAGUUUAAUACUCUUUUUUUCCUUAUGGAAUGUUAUUAGUUAACUAAAUUUGGUAAUAUAGGAAAGUUGCAAGAAGAAAUUAAGGCAUUUGCAAAUGGUUAAUAUUAAAUGUCUUAUAUUACUAGAUAUGAUGAUUUAUGAUUGAAACUAAUUAUAAACCAUACCUAUUGGUAUAUUCAUAUAUUUAUUUAUGAGAAAUGAGUUUGAUAUGUUAGACAUAGAUAAGAAAAUAUUAUAUUACAUUCCAUAUUGUAGAAUUUAUACCAUUGAAAGCCUAACUUGUUUCCUCUAACUUAAUAAUGAACUAAAAAAGUAUUUUAAUAUUUUAUAAAAAAGUAUCAAAUUAAACAAUUUUUCAUCUUCAUUGAAGCAUAACAUCUCAUUAAAUACCAAGUUAUUCUCAUUUGCACUUCUUUCAUGGACCAUUUAUAGAUUUAGAUUUAACUUUCAUUGCAUGUAUAUUAACUAAACAUUAAUAUUUGUUUCUUCUAUUAAUUUUUUUUUAACUGUAUACAGGUAAGAGAUUUCAAGUUCAGGAGUGGUUAUGCAACCAGCAAAAAUACUUUUGGCUUCUUCUUCUUCUUCUUGUAAUAUUAUUUUUGAUAAGGAAUUUGGAGACCUUGUUUUUUGGUACAUGUGUACUUGUUUUAUAUAUGUUGAAGUUGGAAAAUAUGCUUGUAAGUAUUUUGAUACAUUUACAAAUUUGCGUAUUAAUUAACUAUGUAGACAUUAGUUCUUUAUCA
Molecule: messenger RNA, 1757 nt
Organism: Vitis vinifera (wine grape)
Lineage: Eukaryota; Viridiplantae; Streptophyta; Magnoliopsida; Vitales; Vitaceae
Exons: 4
Coding region: 69-449 (126 amino acids)
Biological process (GO): proteolysis
Molecular function (GO): cysteine-type peptidase activity
Source: RefSeq, a predicted model, not a curated record